AUGGCGGAGUGUAACAGCUCGGUCCCGGGGUUUGUGGAGAUUUAAUCUCAUUUAAUCUAAGCUGAUAAAAAUAGUAUCAGCCAAUAUGGUGUCCUGUAAAAUAAGUGAAUUUAGCGUGUAUCUGGAAAAGUUCAGAUACAAAGUGAAACUAUUAAAAUAAGGAUGAUACGAAUGAAAACAUGAGAUGGUGGAGAAUCUACAGUUCCCGCCACAUCAAAUAUGUGCGUCUGCCGCUGUGAAUUUAAUCUGACUACAGAGACGGUGGGGAUGUGGAGAGAGGUUUGAUGAAAGGUGGAAUGAAUUAUGGACUAACAGCAUUGUUCCUGGUGGCACAGAUGGCUGGGGCAGGCUUCCUGGCACUUCCCAAGGCACUGGCUGACGUGGGUUGGCUGGGUGUACCAAUGAUGCUGUUGUUCUGUGUGAGUGUGGGCUUCGCAGGCACUAAACUCGGCCGAUGUUGGGUGAUCCUGGAGGAACGCUGGCCUGAACACAGACAACUUGCCAGACAACCAUACAUGGAUAUAGCUCACAGAUCCCUGGGCAACACUGGACGGAAGAUCACGCUGGUGUCAGUGGUUCUGAAUCUCUUCGGUAGUACCACAGUGUUCAUCAUUCUCAUCUCUGAGAUGCUGGCCAGCCUCCUGAUAGAUGCCGCCCCUGACGGCUCCUGUGCUCUCACUAAGUGCCAACUGGUUGUUAUCGUCAGUGUGGUUCUUAUUCCCUUCACUUGGCUGGGCACUCCCAAGGACUUUUGGCAAGCAUCGGUGUUAGCAGUGACAGCAACAGCAGCAGCUGUGGUGGUGAUCAUCGUAGAGAUCUUCACUGGCCAGGAGUCCAUCCCUGAUCACCCCAGGUAUCCCAACCCCACCGUCUCCUCCUUCUCGCUUGGGUUCGGUUCCAUUCUCUUCGCCUUCGGAGGAGCAGCAGUCUUCCCAACCAUCCAGAACGACAUGAAGAACAGGUCUCUCUUCUGGAAGAGCAUUUGUUUUGGAUUUGCUGGUAUAUUAACACUGUACCUGCCGGUGGCGCUGUCUGGCUACAUUAUGUACGGUGACCAAGUGAAGAGCAACAUCCUACUGACUGUGGACUCCAGUGCGGCUGUCACCGUCGCUAUUGCUCUGCAGAUCGUCAAUUUAGUGUGCACCUUCAUUAUCAGUUGCAACCCCGUCUCCCAGUCCAUCGAACAACUCUUUCAUAUUCCACACAAUUUCAACUGGAGGCGGUGUGUUGUUCGAUCUGUCACAGUGUUGCUGCAGAUGUUGAUUUGUUUGGCCAUUCCUGACUUCGGUCUGAUCCUCAACCUGAUUGGUGGUUCUCUGAUUACCCUCUGUACCUUCGUACUUCCUCCACUCAUGUACAUGCGACUGAUAGAUGAUCACAGUGGGCCCUGGAAACAUAGGACGAUGCCCAUGUGGGAGAGGAUCUUCUUGGUGGAGAUCAUUAUAGUGGGAGUGAUCGGUGGAGUGUGUUCCACCAUAACUGCCGUCUACGAGAUCGUAGAAGCUUCAUUCCAAGAAUCUUGUUUCACGACCUUCAGCCACUGUACCAAGUGAACCAAUUGUCUAUCUUCAACCCUCAACCACUGUACCGAGUGAACCGAUUGUCUAUCUUCAACCUUCUGGUCCACCAUCUACGAGAUCGUAGAAGCUUCAUUCCAAGAAUCUUGUUUCACGAGCUUCAGCCACUGUACCAAGUGAACCAAUUGUCUAUCUUCAACCCUCAACCACUGUACCAAGUGAACCAAUUGUCUGUCUUCAACCUUCAACCACUGUACCAAGUGAACCAAUUGUCUAUCUUCAAUCUUAUGAGUCCACCCAGUAAUGUCUUCCCUUAGGUCAGGUGUUCUUGACGAUUUUAAUAUUAUAGACACCCAAUAAACUGCCCAAUAUAUGUCCAUACCUCCUUCACCAGACUGUGGAAAUUAUCACCAUUAUCACUAGUCCUAAUAUAUGUCCAUACCUCCUUCACCAGACUGUGGAAAUUAUCACCAUUAUCACUAGUCCUAAUAUAUGUCCAUACCUCCUUCACCAGACUGUGGAAAUUAUCACCA
Cherax quadricarinatus is the source of this 2050-nucleotide messenger RNA. RefSeq lists its product as uncharacterized. Gene Ontology annotation, biological process: amino acid transmembrane transport. Gene Ontology annotation, molecular function: amino acid transmembrane transporter activity. The record is from RefSeq and is a predicted model, not a curated record. NCBI's taxonomy places the organism in Eukaryota, Metazoa, Arthropoda, Malacostraca, Decapoda, Parastacidae. Gene Ontology annotation, cellular component: membrane.